AUGUAAGCCCUUAAGACUCAUUUAUCAGCCUCAUAAGAUAAAUUGCCAUAAAAUUUUACAAUAGACGAUUAUGAAACAAAUAUUAUAUUAGAAAGUGAAACAGAAAAAUUAGGAAAAUAAUUUACUAUUGAUUUAGAUAAACAUAAAUUGAAUGUCACAUUGAUACCUUUUACUAAUGCAUAUGCUAUAAUGUAAAGAGUAAAUAAAAUUUUAUUGGGAAUAGAUGAAAUUCUUAAAAAUAGAGGUUUUUUGAUGCUUUCAGGAACAUAUGCAAUUUGUGUUUUAGCUCAACAAUUAGCUAUUCCAGUUAUUGUUUAUCUGGAGCACAUAAAUUAACUCAAAAUUAUGCAUUUGAUUAAACAACAUUUAAUGAACUUGUAUCUCCAUUAACAAUAAAUUUAAAUUCUACUGUUGAUUAAAUAAGUAUUUGAGUAUUUUUAUUUUGUAUUUUAAAGAUUACAUUUGAUUAUGUACCACCUGAUUAUAUAAGCUUAUAUAUUACUAAUUAAGGUUAAUACACUCCAUAGAGUAUUUAUUAAUUGUUCAGUGAUUUCUAUGAUGUCCAAGAUGAAGAUAUUUGA
Messenger RNA from Paramecium sonneborni, 581 nucleotides. NCBI's taxonomy places the organism in Eukaryota, Ciliophora, Oligohymenophorea, Peniculida, Parameciidae. The record is from the annotation of a GenBank genome assembly.